This is a messenger RNA of Fusarium vanettenii 77-13-4, 1473 nucleotides long. RefSeq lists its product as uncharacterized. The annotation marks the transcript as partial. The transcript has 3 exons. Lineage: Eukaryota; Fungi; Ascomycota; Sordariomycetes; Hypocreales; Nectriaceae. The record is from RefSeq and is a predicted model, not a curated record.
AACAUGACCCGCUGUGUUGCCUCGACCUUUGCAACCCCGACACUCCUCGGAGCAGAGUUUUUGUCCAUCGAGGCUAAUGUCGUUCCCAACUACAGUUUCGACGUUCCAAAGGGAUGGACAUACUCACAGCCGGCCUUGAACGUUGAGAACGUCACUUUUUGCAACGUCACUGUCACGUACACGCAUCCAGGCCAAAACGAUACCCUGCAUGUUGAAGCGUGGUUGCCCACUGAGGAGAACUACAAUGGACGGCUGCAGGCUCUUGGAGGCUCGGGAUGGACGCCUGGAAGGUAUAUCUUGACAUAUGCGGGAAUGAUCAAUGCCGUUGCCAACGGCUUUGCCUCUGUCACAACCGAUGCCGGAAUUCCUGAAUCCCCAAAUCCCUUGGAUUGGCUUUUGACCAGCCCUGGAAAUCUCAACACCAAUGCUCUGCAAAACUUUGGCCAGAUUUCUCUCAAUGACGAAGCGGUUAUUGCCAAGUCACUGAUCAAGAGUCUCUACGGGAAAGCUCCGUCAUAUUCCUACUGGAACGCCUAUUCACAGGGUGGCCGCCAGGGAAUGAAACUCGCUCAGCAAUACCCUUCUGCCUUUGAUGGCAUCAUCGCAGGUGCACCGGCAAUCAACUGGGCCGAGUUCUACAUCAACUCCAUUUGGCCGAGCUUCUACAUGGAGUUUACCCAGCAGUUCCCUCGUGACUGUGAGCUGAAUGAAAUCACAUCCCUUGCCAUCUCUACUUGUGAUAAGCUGGAUGGCGUUGAGGAUGGUCUCAUCAGCGACGUCGAUGGCUGCCGCAAGAAAUUUGACCCCUUCAAGCAGGUUGGAAAGUCGUUCAACUGCUCAACCACCGGGUCGAAGCUCAAGAUCAGUCACGCGGCCGCGGCGGUUGCCAACGCUUCUUGGAGUGGUCCCCGUUUCUCGAACGGAAAGUUUUUGUAUCAUGGCUACGACAUUGGUGCUGACCUCCCUACUAUCGCCCCGACGAACUGUACGGGUAAAGUGUGUACCAGCGCCGGCCGAGCGAAUGUCGUCUUUGCCUACCAGGCUUUUGUCAAGAAGGACGCUACGGCUACGCUCACCAACAUUACGCACAAGGAGUUUGACACCAUCUACAAAGCUGUCAAGCAGGUCUUUGCUUCGAAUCUCGAGACAAACGAGAUUGAUUUGCGUGAUUUCAGAGAUACGGGAGGCAAACUCAUUACCUAUCACGGACUGGCCGAUCAGAGUAUUUCUCCCGGAGGAACCCUGAGCUACUACAAGCAAGUGUCCGAGUUUGUCGGCAACGUCACUUCCUUCUACAAGUACUACCGCGUCCCUGGUCUCGGACACUGCUGGGGUGGUAACGGUGGCCAACCCGAGGCUCUCUUCUCCCAGCUUCAAGCCUGGGUUGAGAAUGGCACAGAGCCGGAGUAUACGCCCAUUGUUGUGACGAAGCCGGACAACUCGACUCAGCAGCAGAUUUUGUGCCCCUACCCU